Messenger RNA from Annulohypoxylon maeteangense, 4081 nucleotides. RefSeq names its product Serine/threonine-protein kinase ATG1. The record is from RefSeq and is a predicted model, not a curated record. NCBI's taxonomy places the organism in Eukaryota, Fungi, Ascomycota, Sordariomycetes, Xylariales, Hypoxylaceae. The coding region runs from base 673 to 3591 and encodes 972 amino acids. Gene Ontology annotation, biological process: autophagy; autophagosome organization; peptidyl-serine phosphorylation. Gene Ontology annotation, molecular function: protein serine/threonine kinase activity; ATP binding. Gene Ontology annotation, cellular component: autophagosome; cytoplasm. The transcript has 3 exons.
GUACCUAAUCUGGUAAACCUACGUUUAUUUUUAAUUAUUUUUAUUUUUCUUACCUCUUGCCUUUCUUACAUACCUUUCAUCUACGUUCAACCGCUUAAUCGUCGUCUCUGAUUCCCUAAUUCAACACACGGGAAUUAAAAAAAAGGAAUAAAAAGAAAAAAAGCCAUCCGGUCAGCUCUCGAGACAUCAGUUAUCAUUUAUCGUUUAGGUAUCGUUGUACCUAAGUACCCAGUACCCUUGUGGCCCCAAAAUCGAUCAAGGUUCCUCUGUGUGUCUUGUCUUGUCAUUCGAAGGUGACACAGGCAUCCCCGCCUUUCAAGGUUCCUGUCCCAGGUCCUCGAUUCUCCGCCGACCGACCUAUCGGAUACCCUGCCUCUACGGAGUACAUCAUUUACAUCCACUUUGACGUCCAGGUCCCGACCUAAGCCUUGGUCGUUUCCAGAGACACGCGAACUUUCUAACUGGUCUUCUCUUCGACUUCACUCACGCCUGUUGCCUUGUGCAUCUUUACCCCCUUUUCCAUCAACGAACCACCAUCUUUUAUCAUCCACACCCGCCCUAUAUGUGUACAUGACGAAUACUCGAGCUACCGAUUCCAUCCCGAUUCCCUUAUAAGCCCCCGGGCUGCAUUAACCACAGCUUCCUGUCAUAGCUCAAUCCACACAGGAAGUCAUGGCUGAUCCUCGAGCGCCUUCGGGCUCGUCUUCUCGUCGUGGGAGGGCUACCGAAGAUGUCGUUGGUCAGUUUAUUAUUGGUUCUGAGAUAGGUAAAGGUAGCUUUGCCCAAGUAUAUAUGGGCAGACAUAAGGUAUCCGGUGCUCUAGUCGCUGUCAAAUCUGUAGAGCUUGGCCGAUUGAACAAGAAGCUGAAGGAGAACCUCUAUAGCGAAAUCAAGAUCCUCAAGAAGCUCCGACAUCCACAUAUCGUCGCCCUCCAUGACUGCGUCGAAUCAUCGACCCACAUCAACCUGAUGAUGGAAUACUGUGAACUGGGUGACUUAUCAUUGUUUAUCAAAAAGAGAGAAAAGCUGAUCACACACCCUGCCACAUGCGAUAUGGCUCGAAAGUAUCCUAGCGUCCCCGGUGCCGGCCUCCACGAAGUAGUUAUCCGACAUUUCCUCAAGCAACUUGCUAGCGCUUUACAAUUUCUGCGAGAAGGCAACUUUGUCCACCGGGACAUCAAGCCCCAAAACCUCUUACUACUUCCAUCGAUCCAACAUAGGCAAACGAAUAAGGAUAGUCGUCCGAUCCUGAGCGCUAGUCACGAUUCAUUAAUACCGGCUGUUGGGAUACAGUCGCUACCGAUGUUGAAGCUAGCUGAUUUCGGCUUCGCCCGAGUUCUACCAUCAACCUCCCUGGCUGAGACGUUGUGCGGGUCUCCUCUUUACAUGGCCCCCGAAAUCCUUCGCUAUGAGCGAUACGAUGCCAAGGCAGAUUUAUGGUCUGUUGGAACUGUCGCAUACGAGAUGAUAUGCGGCAAACCACCAUUCCGGGCUAGCAAUCACGUCGAACUCCUAAGAAAGAUUGAAAGCUCGGAUGCCCAGAUCCGGUUUUCUAGGGAAUGCCAGGUCAGCGCGGACCUCAAAGCCAUGAUUCGCGCCCUUUUGAAGCGCGCCCCGGUCGAGAGAUUAAGCUUCGAGGAUUUCUUUAGCCAUCGUGUUAUCGCAGGCGAAAUACCUGAUUUAGUUGAGGACGAUAUACCUCGAAUUCAAAGGCAGCCUUCUAGAGAGGUACGCCCUGCGCCUGGGACGGACGACUCUGACUUGAUACCGCGACGUGUGCCAUCUCAUCGCCGCUAUGGUACUGAUCCAGAUACGGUUCGUCAAGGUGCUAAUUCCCCCUCGCCUCGAGAGAGACCACUUAAGCCGUCACCUUUAUCUUCUCCAACCGAAUUUAGCCCGUAUGCUCAACUUCAUGACAUCUCGCAUAUCGUCGAAUCUCCCCGCGAGGAUAUUGCUCCGGGUCUUGGCAUCCGACGACCACAGGCGGUACCUUCUACGUCGGCGCCCACUCGACCAGAGUUGAUUGAAGAUCGUCGAAGACGGGCACCAUCCAAUGCUUCGCUUAACAAAUAUUCGCAUGGCCAAUCGCCUUCGCAUGACGAUGUCGGGAAGGGGAAGGGUAGAUCAGACCGUUCUGCGAUCGCUGAACGGGAAAGGGCUGCCCAAGAAAUUGCUUUUGAGCGAGAUUAUGUGGUUGUGGAGAAAAAACACGUUGAGGUGAAUGCAUUCGCCGACGAAUUGGCUGCCGAAGGGGCGCAAGCGCAAGCCUCAUCUCCCAGAUCGGGACAAAUCGCUCGUCGUGCCACCCAACAAGGUGCCCCAACAUCAACGACGGGUGCAAUUCCCGCUCAACCUUCCAAUGCUCUUCAAAUUGCACAGGGUAGACAGCGACCUGGACACUAUCGCCGAGGCUCGUAUGAUAGGAACGCGGGUGGCAUGUCUAGCAGUCCCCGUUCUACAACAUCCGCCAUCGCCAGUGCGAUUUCUGAUGCGAGCUUAAGGUUCCUCGGCAUCAAAUAUCCGUAUCACCUGCGUAGCAAAGGUGCAUCGCCCCCGCAUCCUUAUAACGCGUACCCGACGUAUCCCACUCCAACUGCCCCCGCUGGCCUUAUCACUGAUGGCCGUCAGGGUGGCCCGAUUGAUGAGGACUCACGUGUUGCUCAAGCUAUCGAGGAUUGUGCGACACAGAGUGAUGUUGUUUGGGGGUUUGCCGAAGUCAAGUACAAACAACUUGUACCAUUAGCUCCAUCAAUGGAACAUGGCCUUGGUGGGAUACCCGCCGAUAGGAUAGCAACGGAAGAAGAAGAUGGCCUUACGGUAGAAGCAAUUGUAGCGCUCUCGGAGGAAGCCCUUGUUCUUUACGUAAAAGCUCUUUCGCUGCUCGCGAAGUCAAUGGAUAUUGCGAAUUUAUGGUGGACGCGCAGAAAUCGUCCCGAACCAACCUCGGCACAGCACGUCAUAAAUCGCGACGCGACGAGCAUUCAUAACUUGAUACAGCGAGUGAACUCGGCUGUCCAAUGGGUUCGGAAGCGGUUCAACGAGACUUUAGAAAAGGCCGAGGUGGUACGACUGAAGCUGCUCGAGGCCCAGAAAUUGCUUCCGGAAGAUCACCCAAGCCACCCCGUAAAUAACCAGCUGGAAAUCGCUCUGGCAGGAACCUCUAGUACCGACGGCAUCGUGUUGACGGCUGGUCUUAGCGCUGAAAAGUUGAUGUACGAAAGGGCUCUUGAUAUGAGUCGCACUGCUGCUAUCAACGAGAUCGCUAACGAGGAUUUGCCUGGGUGCGAAAUCUCGUACAUGACGGCCAUCCGCAUGCUAGAGGCGGUACUAGAUAACGAUGAGGAUUUUUCGAAGCGUAGACUUUCGGGGUCCUCAAAGACCGAACGUGACAUUAUUCGGGAAGGUUCAUCGUCCGACAUCAACUCGGACGAUCAACAAGCAGUUCAUAAGAUGAUCCAAAUGAUCAAUAACAGACUCACGGCUCUCCGAAAGAAAUUACAGAUGAUAGCAAACGCCUCGAAGGCGCAACAAACCUUACUCCGAAAGCGAAGCGGCGACGUUACCCCGCGGAGUGUUCCUAUAGGUGCUUAAUGACACCAAAAGGACACCAUUUCUCACGACGUAUGAUGACACGUAAAAGAUUGCACUACAACUAUUUUCGCCCCGCGGCCUUCAUAAUUUGUUUAUUACGACUUGCCACUGCCCAUGAUUGGCGGUGGUGAGUCUCAUCGUUCUUGGUAGGGCUCAUCAUUUGGCGUUUGGGCGGCCAACCCGUUCAGUUUCAUUAUACUUAUAAGCAUUCAAAUAUUCAUUUUUAUUAUCGCCGUCGAAUCGGCAUUCUUCACUUCGGACGAAUACGCUUUUUUAGGGACUCAGGGCGCAUGCCUACUGGAUGAUAAGGGCGUCACUCGGUCUUACGUGUAAGAUGGCGUGUCUGCGCAGAGUAUACUCUGCCGCAAGAGUCUGGCGUAAAAGGCGGGGACAAACGGCACCACGAUUACGCGGUAUUGGUUUGCCAUCAUCCUAUACACGGGCGGUAUAGGUUCCCAGACUACUACAGUUUGGCAUCUUUUUCUUUGCA